GCUUACUCUGGUCGGGAAUGGGAUGGAGGUACGGCUGGGCUGACGCAGGCAGAGCCACCUCUGCCUCUUGUCUGGCUUCACUGCAACUUUUCUAGGGCACCUGGAUUUCAUUGAGGAUCCGCCAGAAGAAAAAAGAGCCGCUUGCAUGGACUGGAGAGAGUGGCAGGGCAACUAGAUGCACUAGGAAAACUUCUAGCAUCCUGGGAGAAGGGACAGUUACCUCCUUGCUCCCGCCAGCCUCCCUGCCACUUCCCAGUAAAACAUGGAUCCCCGGUCUCUCGAUGCCGCGGUGCAGAACGCCCUGCUAGCCCUCUACCCGCCAUUUGAAGUCACAGCCCCAACCGUCCUCAGCCAGCUCUUCCGCCUGCUCGACAGCGACUACCACGGCGACGGGCUGUGCUGCCUCCUUGAUUUCCUGAUUCCUGCCAAGCGCCUCUUUGAGCAUGUGCGGCAGGCGGCCUGUGCACCUUACUUUAACUGCAUCUUUCUCCAUGAAGGCUGGCCCUUGUGUCUUCACGAGAAAGUGGUCAUUCACCUUGCCCCACUCAACCCCCUCUUACUACGCCCAGGAGACUUCUACCUCCAAGCAGAGCCCUACGGAGAGCAAUCUGCCUGCAUCACUGUGAAGUGCCUCUCUCGGGACUUGCGCACUGUGGAAGAAAGAACAGUUCCCGAAUCCUCCUACACACUGCUAUUUACUAAUGAGUGGCUGGAGAAAAUCAACGGAGACCUGGACAGAGCACCUCUGCACACCUGCCUGGUAGCCACAGAAAAGGGAAUUGCCCCUGUGCCUUGGAGUAAGAUAGCCACGCCAGAAUUCAUCAGCAAGCCCAAAGCAGCACCAAGUCCCACCCAGGUCAGAGUGUCCCUUCCAGCACAUGCACUGGACCUUGGCAGCUCUGAAGUGAUGGUAGAGGCAGCAUCACAGAGCUGCACAAUGUCUUUUUGCAUGACUGAUGCUCAGGUGCCACCUGGUAACGUCAUGGGUAAUGUCCAAGACUGCAAAGAUGUGUCCUGGAGGUCCAGCCAGGGCAAGUAUCCAGGACUCAUCAAGGUGGACCAAGCAGGAUCACGGAAGAAACCCAGUGUGUUUGUUGUGCCAAGCCUGUGCGAUAUCAUCAGCCAGGACCUGGACGGUGACUAUGUCGACCUGCUGGAGUUUUCUGAAGAAAUGAAGCUGGAUCUUCUGGCCAAGUCAGGACCAUCUGCUGAGCAACCUGGACCUUCUAGAGAAAUAAAGGUGCCAUCAGAGCGUCAAUCACGGCUUCCAAGGGUGAACAAAGGGUCAGCAGCUGAAAAAUGGACCUGUGGGAAAGGGCAGAGCUCAGAGGAGGGUCCCUGCACGCCGUGUCUGAGGAGAAAACUGAACAGAGACCCCAAAUUCCAUGGGCCGAGGUGUCGAUACCGUGAGUCCUACGUGGCCGCCCUUCAGAACCCCGUGAGCUUUGGCUCUGGGCUCAUGGCCGCCAUAUUGGAGGAGUCUGAUGUGCCCAAACCAGAGUUCCCUUCAGCAAGCACAGCUCCAGAGAGUCCAGCUCACCCCAGACAGAGGCCAGGCCAGGCAGCCGCUCCCAGACUCCUCUCUGGCUGCCCUCGGAAGGCAGUGACUCAGGAGACGAAAGCCGAGGAGGUGACAAAACAGGGAUACUUAAAGCUUCUCAAGUCUCCUGCUGGUGCAAGGAGAAAUCUCCCUCGGUCACAGUCUCCCCCUGCCAACCAUAAAUUCUCCUUCUUCAAGGGCCGACAACAACCAGCGUCCCCAGGGGACAGUUUGUCUGGUACCAGCCAACAUGAAGGGCCUUGGAAAAGGAUGUCGGCUAUUUACUCUCCCAAGAUGAGCAGAGCUAAGCCGGCUGGGAAAGGUACCGAUCAGACGGACGCGUCUCUCUUCGACAUCAGCUCUCUCCAAGGCACCAACUGUAAGAACGGGCUUUGUGCCACCACCGGGAGCUCUCCUGCCCAAGAACCGCUGUCUGCAGAGUCCAGCCCUCAACGGCUGCCCCAAUGGCAGGAUCUCGGCGCUGAGCUCUUGCUCUCGGGCAUAGCUUGUUUGCCAGGGAGCACAGAUAAGCUUGGCAGGGCCCUGAUCCAGGUGACCACAAGCAGCAGAGCGUGGGAAGCUACCUGGUGCUCCGCCAGAGAGGUAGCCCAGCUCCUCCUUUACCUCUGCUCCAUCCCCAGGAAGGAAGCAAGGGACAGAGGGCUGACCAUUGUGGUGGAUGCCAGGAGACAGCCUCCCUCCCCGACCCUGCACACGGCAUUCAGAUCAGUCCAGAGAUCUUCACCUGCCACCAUCCAUGGUGUGUUGCUGUUGGCAGAGAAGGAGGCGGCUGCACACCUGGAGAAGUUACCUGGAAUGCAGGUGGAGCUGCUGACUUCCCUCCGAGCUCUGAGCCGCUAUGUCGACAGCACCCAGCUGACGCCAGACUUGGAUGGGACUUUCCCUUACUGCCACGGCGAGUGGGUUCAAUUCUUCCAGAAGCUGCAUCCCUUCGUGGCAGAUCUCAAGCAGGCCUCCAAGCUACUGCAGAGCUGCAUCCAGGAACUGGAGAAGGGCGACAUCCCAGAGGAUAUGCAGGAGGCAGCCGAGUGCACGGAGAGAUACAGGGAGCUGAUGAAGGCAGUGCUCAGUGACGUGCAGCUGGUCAGCUUGCAGAGAGAGGGUGGGGCCACGCUGGCCAGGCUGAGGAAGGAGGCAUCCCGGCUCAGCUUCUCACCGGACAUCAGGAACAGCGUGGACGCAGCCAUGGACCUCUACAACCAAGUGGAAGAAGAAGUUCACACUUUGGUGACGAAAUCCAACAGCUGCCUGGAGCGCCUGGAGUUCCUCCGAAAGAUCCGGGAGUUUGAGGCAGAAUUCGGCAAGCUCACUUGCUGGAUUGAUGAAGGAGAUUCUCGGCUCCGUGAGCUGAGCACUGAGGAAUGGAGCCCGGACAGCUCGGAGAGAUCCUACCAGCAGUUCAAGGAAUUCUUUAUUCAGGCUACAGCUCACUACAACCACGGACUGGGGCUAUGUAAGGAAGCUGCUGAGUUCCAAGGCUCCGUGUUCCCGGAGGCACAAGCCUUCCAGGCAGCCGGCGGUACCGUGCAGGCCAAGCUGAGGAGCUUCUACAUGAACUUGGAGCGGCAGCAGGCGGAGCUGGAAACUCUGCUCAACCUCUGCAGGUUCUGCGACAAGAUAAUAUUGCUUAGCCUUGACUGCAAACCGCACAUGGCUCGUGUGAAGCUUGGAGAGGGACAGCCAGCGAGUCGGGAGGCCCUACAAUGCCUAGAGAAAUUGCUACAGAAGCUCUCUGUGGAGUUUUCAGCAGAGAGGUUCCAGGAGAUGAAGGUACAAGCCUACACCCUGCACAGCUGCAGAGGACUAGGAGUAUGGAACAAGGCAUGGCAGACGUGUCAAGAAACCAGGCAGAUCCUUGAGGAGAUGCUGGAAAAAUUCAAGGAGGCCCAAGGUGUUGAGCCAGACUGUCGUGGGGAGGAAGAUUCUUUCAGCUCAGCUGCUACUCAGUCAGGCCCCAGAGUCCAAGGUAAAGCUCCUCAUGUUUGCAAAGCCGCUUCCAACCCUGCCCAAGCAUCGGCAGGAAGCAAGACACAAGUUAAAGAAUCAGGAUGCAGAGCGAGGAGUGAGCUAGAGUUAAAAGCGCAUCUGCCCACAGACUCUGACCUAGGUACAGAUCCCAGGGACCCCAGGUGUCCCCAGCAGGAAUCCUUGUCCUGCGAGGCUGUGCAGGAGGGCAGAGGUAUUUAUCAAGGCUCUAUAACAGCUGAAGAUUCUCCCCUGAGUGCUGCAUGUGGAGCUGAUCUUGAACAGAGAGAAGCCCUGGCUCAGAAUCCCAGCACGGAGGCUUUAGAAAGCCUCCAUGGGGCACCCCCCCAGAAGCCUCCUCUGUCUCUUCUUUCCCAAGCCUCUAGCCCAGACCCUGGCCAGUUUCCUCGGGACAGAGCGAGUGAGUCCCUGGGUGAUGGGCCUUGCUCAGCCCCCAGCACGUGUGGUCAGCAGCACUGGGGUAAGAUGCCGGAAGCAGCCCAAUACUUUCAGGUGUCCAGACAUGGCAGCUUUUCCUCUGAAGAUACAGAGUCACAGAACUCGGCCCGAGACCCUUCAACAACUAAUCUCAUUUUGCCCAUGGAACUCAUGAGUCCUAGACUGCCCGGGCCUCUGGGAAAGCCCCUGGGGAUCAUAUAUCUGGAAAACCACCACACAAAUAGCCAUGAAAAAGCAGAUGCCGAGUAAAACCAGCUCUUUCGAAACUGGGUUGGCUUUGGCUUUCCAGUCCUGGCAACUUUGGCCACGGAGUGGCUAUGCUGUCUAGUGGUUAUAGCACAGGACUUGGCAUCAGACCUACUGGGGUCUACUUCUUACCCUGCCAUUGACUCAUUUCUUGGCCUUAGGCAGGUUACUUAACUCCCUUGUGCCUAACUUCUACCCAUCUGCAAAAUGGGAAUAACAAUACUUACCUACCUCCCGGGGAGCUGUGAGGCUCAGUUAAUUAAUAAUCGUGAAGUGCUUUGUGGUCCUCCUAUGAAAGGCAUGCAGCUGGAUAAGUGCAGGGUACUGGUCGAGUUAACAGUAACGUUCUCAUGGUACCAUUCACAUUCAGUAACUGCAGGAGAAAAGCCUAGGGCAAAUGGAGACAGUUUGGUCACUUCUCUUCUAGCAGCACCCGUAUUCCCCGAGGCGCACCGGUCAUCCCUGAUCCCCCGCAGGAGCACCAUGCAGCUCACUACAGGAUGUUCCUCACUGCUGAACCUUCCCCCGUCCAGAGCCGCCAGGCCUCGGAGUGUAAAUUGUUACCACAACAGAGCGAUCACCAAAUCCCUCCUUCCUCGUCCCAACUCCCCUGCCUGCCCAGUGGAAUUUCCCUCCUGCCCACAUGUUUUUACUGUCUCCUUUCCCUCCUGGUCUAUGGGGCUGCUGCAGAUUGUGUUGCGAUAUUUUGUCCCUGUUACUCAAGGCUAAUUUUAUUACCAAUAAUAGACCCCAAAUGCAGAGCUCUCCGUGUAGAGCAGUGCAAAGGAAACUACAUUGCAGCCUGCAGUCAGACAGCGUCCAGAACAGAAAUCCUUCUCGGGUGCUACUACUCCUGCAGGAGGAGCCAGAGGAAUAAAUUCUAGGGGAGCACCAAAAUCCAUUCCUGAUUCAUCUUCUCUUAGCAGCUGUGCUCAGUAUCCUGUCAGUGUCGGAUUCUACUCCUCUGAGGCUGUGCCCAUAAUCCAUCCCCAGCGGACAGGCAUUUAUCCUCCUUGAUCCAAGGGUGGACAUUUCAGAUUGGCUCCUGGAUAGACUUUCAAGCACGCAGGACCCACAGUUGUGCAUACAAAGCGCAUGCAGGGAUGUCCAUAACUUGCAUGCACUAUUACAGAGACUGCACAUGCAAGUGACAGUUGUUAGCAGUUUGCACACACUGUUACCCAGUUUUCAUGUGUCAUCACAGGAAUCUCAUGUCUGAGUGGUUUAAAAAUCCGGCCCCGUGUGUCUGCCUGGGAAGGAUUUUGGUGAAGUCUCGAGUGUUUUUCUUUUUAACAAAACGUUCAAACCCAGGCUCGUCUCUCAUACUGCGCUGCCUCCUCCUCCUUUUUCCCGUCCCCUCGUCAGUUCAGAAGGGUGCGUUGUGUUUGGUUCCAUCCUUUUCCCCACAGCCAGCUGGCAAUGGAACGAGAGGACCUGCUUCCAGGCCUGUGGGGUCAGGUCACUGUCCUUCCUGGAUUGUAAGGCGAGGAGGGACCAUUCUGGUUCCUAGUCUGAGCUCCUGCAUAGACGUAGGGAGUUCAAGUCCAGGAGGGACUGUGAGAUCAUCUGGUCUGACCUAGAUCAGAGCCCUCAAAUUUCACUCCGUUGUCCCUGUAUUGAAACAACUCAAUGUUAUUUAUGUUUGGCCAAAGAGUCUUCCAGACAGAAGCGUCCAGCCACGGGCUCCCAGUCUGCUUUUCUCCGGGCGCAGGAUUUACAGAAUCACCUCUCAGCCCUCGUUCCGAGAAGCAAAGCAGAUUGAGCUCGCUCACUGGCUCACUGUCAGCCAUUUUGUCCACCCUUGUGCCUCUUUCCUGCACCUUGUCCAAAAUGUGGACCUCGGACCUGGACGCAGGAUCCAGUAUCGGUCUCACCAGUGCCAUUUACAGAGGUGAAUCACUUCCCUGCUCCGACUCACUACUCCCCUCUUUAGACCUCCAAGGAUCACAUUAGCCUCAUCUGCCCCAGCAUCGCACAGGGAGCUCCUGGUGAGUUGCUGAUGCACCGUGACCACUAGAUUCUUUUCAGAGGCCCUGCUUUCCAGUCUGUAGGGAUGUUCUGCAUUCCUGUCCCAAGACGUAUAACUGUGCAUUUGUCUGUAUUAAAACACAUUCUAUUAAAAUGGACCCAGCAUACCAACUAACUCUGACUGCUCUCUCUGACAGCCCUGGCCUCAUCAUUUUUUACUACUCAGCGAAUCUUUGUGUCAUCCGCACAUUUUAUCGGCAGUGAUUUUAUAUUUACUUCCAGGUAACUGAUGAAAAUGUCAAAUAGCGUUGGGACCAGCGCUGGUCCCUGAGGAACCCCACGAGAAACACCCCCAUAUGAUGGUGAUCUCCCAUUGACAACGACUUGAGAUUGGUCCGUUUGCCAAUUCACAAGCCAUUUAAUGGGUGAUUUAUUGAUAUGGUGUAGCACUAAUUUUUAAUCCGAAUGUCAUGCAGUACAAAGUCAAAUUCCUUACAAAAGUCCAAGUCUAUGACAUCCAGGCAGUUAUCCUUAGCAACCAAACUUGUAACCUCAUCAAAAUGAAAUCAGGUUUGUUGGACAAGACUUAUUUUCUGUAACACUUGUUGCCUGGCAUUAAUUAUAUUCCUUUAAUUCUUUAUUAAUUAAAUCCUAUAUCAGGUUUUCUAUUAUUUUGCCCAGGACUGAUGUCAAGCUAACCGGCCAGUCAUCCUGCUUGCCCUUUUAGAAUGUUGGCACAAAAUUAGCCCUCUUCCAGUCUUCUGGAGUUUCCCCGAUAUUCCAGGUUUUAUUAAAAAUGAACAUCAGAGAGACAGAGAUAUUCUCUGACACCUCUUUUCAGACUCUUGUGUGCAAGUUAUCCAGGCUGCUGAUAUACAAAUGUUUAUCCCUAGUAUAUGUUGUUUAACAUACUCCUUGGUUAUUAAUAGCCUGGAAAGUACUCCAUUCAUCAUGUGAUACAAACAUAUCAUCCUGCUUCUUUCCAAAAUACAGAACAGAAUAUUUAUUGAACAUUUCUACCUUUUCUGCAUUAACUGUUUUACCAUUUCCUUCUACUAAUUGGCCUAGAUCAUAGCUAGGAUUCUUUUUUGUUCCUAAUAACACUUUAAAAAACUCCUUAGUAUUGUUCUUACCCCUCCCAGACAUAGAUUUUUCUGUAAUAUCUUUAGCUUCUUUUAUCAAUUUUCUAUACUUCACAACUUCUGAUUUAUAUCAUGAGCUAUCCAUUUCUCUCUCUCUCUCUCUCUC
Molecule: messenger RNA, 7447 nt
Organism: Trachemys scripta elegans
Lineage: Eukaryota; Metazoa; Chordata; Testudines; Emydidae
Product: KIAA1755 ortholog
Exons: 14
Coding region: 263-4234 (1323 amino acids)
Source: RefSeq, a predicted model, not a curated record